CGAAGGCAGCAACAACGUGAAACGCUUGUGAGCCAAUGAGACUGGUGAUUUUUUUCAAGGUGACCAAUCAGCGACGGUAACGUCUUACGAUGGCAAGUGAGCCAAAGGCCCGCCCUGACGUUGCUCAUUGAAGAAGACGAAGAGGGACGGUCUCCGCUUACCAUCCUCAGAAGAAAUUUAAUCAUGGCCACCAAACUUUGCAAGCUUUUUGUCGGAGGCCUCAACGUGGAGACCACAGAAGAUGGCGUCCGCAAGUAUUUUGAACAGUUUGGCACGCUCAAUGACUGCGUUGUGGUCAUGAACCAGCAGCUCGGCCGGUCCCGCUGUUUCGGCUUUAUCACCUACUCGACACCGGAGGAGGCCGACGCUGCAAUGGCGGCUAAGCCACAUGUCGUCGAAGGCCACGACGUGGAAUUGAAAAGGGCCAUAGCACGAGAGGAUGCUAAUAAUCCUGACAUUCUCGCCAACGUUAAGAAAAUUUUUGUCGGCGGUGUGAAAGACCACAUCGAGGCGGACAACCUGACCGAGUACUUCUCCCAGUUCGGCGUGGUGGAGAAGGCCGAGAUCAUCUCUGACAAGCAGACCGGUAGGAAGAGGGGCUUCGGCUUUGUCUUCUUCGAGGACACCGACUCCGCCACCAAAGCGGUGCUGACAAAGUACCACGUCAUCAACGGGAACAAGGUGGAGGUGAAGAAAGCUCUGACCAAGCAGGAGAUGUCCACCGGUGGCCGCGGAAGAGGUCGAGGAAGGGGGAUGCAAAGCUAUGGCGGCGGAAGAGGAGGUGGUGGCUACGGAGGCGGCUACGGCAGCAAUUACGGUGGCGGCUAUGGCGGGGGUUACAACGGUGGCGGCGGUGGAGGAUACGGAGGAUACGGGGGGUAUGGGGGAUACGACGAGGGAGGAUAUGACAACCAGAUGGGGGGUGGAUACAGUAAUGGUGACUUUGGGGAUGGCUAUGGACAGCAGCACUCUAGUUAUGGUGCAGUGAAGGGCACCUACAACGCUCACAGGAGCGCGCCUCCUUACAACAGAGGCGGCGGUGGCUACGGCCGGGGUGGUGGUGGUGGAUUCAGUGGUGGGUAUUAGGGGCUCCCUCAAGUUUUGUGAUGUUCAUGGGGGAAAUUCUGAUUACAGCGAACUUGAAUUUACACACGCACACACACACACACACGCCCGGGUGAGGGGGGGUCUUUGUUGAGUUCAGAUAAGGGAGCAGUGCCCAUCACCCACACGGAAUGAAUGAGGCUGUCCUCUGGAACCUGGCUCCCCCAUCCGGUCCCCAUCUGUCAUCUUAUUCCACACAUUAUGGACUUUACUACUAAGAAUUGUGAAUUAUUGAAUUGUACUUUUGUUAUGUUGGGAAAAGACUUGCUUUGAACCAUUUGUAAAGCCGUAACGUUAAUCAAUGUCAGUCACUGCUUCCCAACUCAGAAUUGAGUUUGUCUGUCUUGCAAACUAGCCAGAUGUGUGUUAUUUUUGCAUCAUGAACUCAGGGUUUUAAGUAAUGUUGGUGGCAGUGUCGGGCAGCAUGGGACUCGAUUGCUUGAGUUUCUUGAUUUAAAACACUUUCGUGACAAAGUAUUUUUUUGGAGAAAUGUCACGGACUGUUAUCUGUAAAUUAUUUUUUUCCACCCGUCCCAUUUACAGGUUUUUGUUUAGAUUAAAACUGUUUUCAAAUCCAUGUGUUCAGUUCACCCCUGUUUGAUUCUGCUUUUAUUAAAGUUUUUAAUGUUUUGAAAAUCUA
Molecule: messenger RNA, 1744 nt
Organism: Sander lucioperca (pikeperch)
Lineage: Eukaryota; Metazoa; Chordata; Actinopteri; Perciformes; Percidae
Product: heterogeneous nuclear ribonucleoprotein A0-like
Exons: 1
Coding region: 184-1086 (300 amino acids)
Molecular function (GO): RNA binding
Source: RefSeq, a predicted model, not a curated record